GGGGAGGAUGCAGACACCGAGGCUGGCGAUGAGGAUGGAGGCCGGGGAGGCAGCGCCACCGGUGGGGGCGGGCGGCCGAGCCGGGGGCGGCUGGGGCAAGUGGGUGCGGCUGAACGUAGGGGGCACGGUGUUCCUGACCACCCGCCAGACGCUGUGCCGGGAGCAGAAGUCCUUCCUCAGCCGCCUGUGCCAAGGCGAAGAGCUGCAGUCGGAUCGGGAUGAGACCGGGGCCUACCUCAUUGACCGUGACCCCACCUACUUCGGGCCCAUAUUGAACUUCCUCAGGCAUGGCAAGCUGGUGCUGGACAAGGAUAUGGCUGAGGAGGGGGUCCUGGAGGAAGCUGAGUUCUACAACAUUGGCCCCCUGAUCCGAAUCAUCAAAGACAGGAUGGAGGAGAAAGACUACACAGUGACCCAGGUGCCACCCAAGCAUGUGUACCGUGUGCUACAAUGCCAGGAGGAAGAGCUCACGCAGAUGGUCUCCACCAUGUCUGAUGGCUGGCGCUUCGAGCAGCUGGUGAACAUCGGCUCCUCUUACAACUAUGGCAGCGAGGACCAGGCCGAGUUCCUGUGUGUGGUGUCUAAGGAACUCCACAGCUCCCCACACGGCCUAAGCUCAGAGUCCAGCCGUAAGACCAAGCCCUGUCAUCUCAGGAUCCCGCUAACCUUUUCUCCCUCCCACCACCGCCUCCUCCUCCUCCGCUUCCUGCUGGAGGUCCUGCUUCAUCUUCAUCUACCUCCUCUUCCUCCUGGAUCUCAUCUGCACCCUGCCUCUUCCCUCUCUGCCCCUGCCCAGGUUUCCUCUCCGCCUGCUCCCGUCUCCACCCUGGGGCUGCCCUAGUCCCGGUCUCCCGUGCCCUCUCCCCGGGCCCCCUGGCCCUGCAUCCCCAAGCAUCCUCCUGCCUGCCGCCUCCUGCGCCCCUUCCGGCCCCUUCUGCCUCCUGGCCUGGGGAGGAGGGGCGUGGCCGCAUCUGCUCUAUGUCCUCCAACCCAGCAGGACACCUCUGAGGCUGGCCUUGGCCACAGGCCCCACUCUUCCCGCUUGCCUCCUCACGUUUCCUCCUUGCAGGUCCCUGUCCGCACCCUCCCAGACCCAAGCCUGAGCUUGCUGUGAGAGCUCCUCGGCCCCGCGCCCGCCCCCAGAGCUGCCGCCCCUGGUUUGUAGCCUGGCAGAGCUGGAGGGAGGGGCGGAAGCAAGGAGGGUGCUCCUAAUCUUGUCUUUGGACUUGAGCCGAGCUUUUGGCUGAUUCUCUCUCCACCCACCUAACUCUCUCAACUUAUCUGGGCCUUGGGGUGAGGCCCCGAGAACUGACAAAGCCCAGAGGUGGAGACUCUUGUACCUGCCUGCCUGUAGUCAGUCGGCAUUGGAGCCAGGCGUGGGGGAGGGGAGGACUAGCCGUGUGCCUCUGCCCCACCCACCACGCAUGUCUAGAAGCUCGUGCAGCACUGCAUGUGGGUACUGUGUCCCCCUAGUUCUGUGGAGUGGGUGGCCAGGCCACAUGUGAUGUCCCUUGGCUGAUGAGUUGGCAAGAGCCUGCCAAGGAUUGGAGCGUGGCAGGAAAAGACCUGAUCUCUGACUGGGUGACAGUAGCCCCCAGUCAGCCCGAUCUCCCUGAGUGACCUUGGGCAGGUCACUGCCUCUCUCUGGGCCACAGUUGGAUUCUAAGAUGGGGCGAACAGCUGCUUCCGGUGGCCCCUUUUUGCCUGGGAAAGCAGUGAUCGACCCCUCCUAUCCCGCCCCCUCCCCCACUGGGCUGCCACCACCACCAGCCCAAGACUGGCAGUUUCUCCCCUCCUCGGUCCUGACUCCACCUCCUUUGGGCCUCAGCCCCACCCCUCCUCCAGAGCCAGCCUGGGACUCACUUGCCUUUCUCUCUCCCUCUCUCCCUCUCUCCCUCCCCCCCCCCCUUACUCUCCCCAACUUUCCUGUCCCGGCAUCCCCCUGUCCUCACCCUCCACCCUGGUUUUCUGACCCCCCUCUCCUCUUCCUCUGUCCCUCCCCUCUCUUAUUUUCUAGCUAUUACAAGCCAGAGGCACCCGGAUGUGAGCCCCCAGAUCACCUCCAGGGACUUGGGGUUCCGAUCUGAAAUCCUUUAUUUUUGUACCACGGGGUGGGCCCCCGGCCCGAGGAGGAAGACUUGCCCUGUCCCUUGUCACUGCUGCCUGCCUCUGCCGGGCAGGGACUCAAUCCUGCCUCCAGGCCCAGGCCUGGGGCCCUCGGGGACCUUGGAAGGCCUGAGGUGGGUCCUGGGCUCUCCAGGCAGAGUCACCUGCCCAUGGCCAAAGUGUGGCACUGCCCACUCCUGUCUCCCAGGCCCUUUUGUCCCCUCGCCUGGGUCCCUUUGCUGCAUGGCAGAUACACUCCCUCCCGUCCUGUCAUAGCACCUCCUUGAGCCUCUGUCUCCAUGGCACCCCCUCCUCCCACCUACCUCACAGGGGUGUUGUGAGGACCAGGGAGGAAGGGGGAUCCUGGAAGCCCUAAGUGUCUGGGUCUGCAGCCCGUUACCUUCUAGGGGGAGGGACUCUAGCCUGGCCCCCAAGUGGGACAAUGACGGCUUCAGAUACGGGGUAGGGACCAUGCGAGGACUUAGCCAAGCAGGAAGGGAGGUACAGACUUGGCAUCACCUUGGCGGCCCCCCCCCCCCUGUGCCACGAUGUGUUUGGCGGCAGAGUGCCCUGGCGAGUCGCGAGGCUGCCCCGGGGACUUGUGAUGGGGAAGGGGUCGGGUGUGAUAGGGGCUGAGCUGCCCCUCCCGUGUCUCCACCACCUGGGAUGGGCACACAUCUGUCCGUGGUGUCCCACCCGCCAUGAAAUAAACCUGAAUGAACAGGC
Molecule: messenger RNA, 2832 nt
Organism: Peromyscus eremicus (cactus mouse)
Lineage: Eukaryota; Metazoa; Chordata; Mammalia; Rodentia; Cricetidae
Gene: Kctd17
Product: potassium channel tetramerization domain containing 17
Exons: 6
Coding region: 8-841 (277 amino acids)
Biological process (GO): protein homooligomerization; proteasome-mediated ubiquitin-dependent protein catabolic process
Cellular component (GO): Cul3-RING ubiquitin ligase complex; cytoplasm
Molecular function (GO): cullin family protein binding
Source: RefSeq, a predicted model, not a curated record